GGCUGAGCCGGGCUGGGAGGCGGAGGUUUCAGUCGGUGGCUCGCAGCGGAAGGAGCCUAUGGAGGACACUGACUACUUCGGGGGCAGCGCGGCGGAGUGGGGGGAUGAUGCGGAUGGCGGGGCGCAGGAUGAUGAGUAUGGAGAAGGAGAAGAUGAUGCUGAAGUCCAGCAAGAAUGUUUGCAUAAAUUUUCCACUCGAGAUUAUAUAAUGGAGCCCUCUAUAUUUAACACUCUAAAAAGGUAUUUCCAGGCAGGUGGCUCUCCAGAAAAUGUUAUCCAACUGCUGUCAGAGAACUAUACUGCAGUGGCACAAACUGUAAAUCUACUGGCAGAGUGGCUCAUUCAAACAGGUGUUGAACCAGUGCAGGUUCAGGAAACUGUAGAAAACCACUUGAAAAGUUUACUCAUCAAACACUUUGACCCUCGGAAAGCAGAUUCCAUCUUUACAGAGGAAGGCGAGACUCCAGCCUGGCUUGAGCAAAUGAUAGCACAUCCUACAUGGAGAGAUCUUUUUUACAAGCUGGCUGAAGCCCAUCCAGACUGCCUGAUGCUUAAUUUUACUGUCAAGCUUAUAUCUGAUGCUGGUUAUCAAGGGGAAAUAACCAGUGUAUCAACAGCAUGUCAGCAAUUAGAAGUCUUUUCUCGAGUGCUACGUACUUCUCUGGCUACAAUUUUAGAUGGAGGGGAAGAAAACCUUGAGAAGAACCUCCCAGAGUUUGCGAAAAUGGUUUGCCAUGGAGAACACACAUAUCUCUUUGCUCAGUCUAUGAUGUCCAUAUUAGCCCAAGAAGAGCAAGGUGGGUCUGCUGUGCACAGGAUUGCUCAGGAAGUUCAGCGAUUUGCUCACGAGAAAGGCCACGAUGCUAGUCAGAUCACUCUAGCUCUGGGUACUGCAGCCUCCUACCCUCGAGCAUGUCAAGCGCUCGGUGCCAUGUUAUCCAAAGGAGCUCUGAAUCCAGCGGACAUCACAGUCCUGUUCAAGAUGUUUACAAGCAUGGACCCACCUCCAGUAGAACUGAUUCGAGUACCUGCCUUUCUGGACCUUUUCAUGCAGUCACUAUUUAAGCCAGGUGCUAAGAUCAAUCAGGACCAUAAACACAAAUAUAUCCACAUAUUAGCAUAUGCAGCCAGUGUAGUAGAGACGUGGAAAAAGAACAAGAGAGUGAGCAUAAACAAAGACGAGCUCAAAUCGACUUCAAAAGCUGUUGAAACGGUUCACAAUCUGUGCUGCAACGAAAACAAAGGAGCUUCAGAGCUGGUUGCAGAGCUGAGCACCCUCUAUCAGUGCAUCAGGUUUCCUGUGGUGGCAAUGGGUGUAUUAAAGUGGGUGGACUGGACAGUGUCAGAACCACGAUAUUUUCAGCUUCAGACUGAUCACACUCCAGUGCAUCUGGCAUUACUAGACGAGAUCAGCACAUGCCAUCAGCUGCUUCACCCCCAAGUUCUGCAACUUCUUGUCAAGCUUUUUGAAACGGAACACUCCCAGCUUGAUGUCAUGGAACAGCUGGAAUUGAAGAAAACCCUUCUGGACAGAAUGGUUCACUUACUCAGUCGGGGAUAUGUCCUACCUGUUGUCGGUUAUAUACGCAAGUGUCUGGAGAAACUAGACACAGACAUCUCACUCAUUAGAUACUUUGUUACUGAGGUACUGGAUGUGAUUGCUCCUCCAUAUACCUCAGACUUCGUGCAGCUUUUCCUUCCAAUCUUAGAGAAUGAAAGCAUUGCAGGCACUAUUAAAACAGAAGGUGAACAUGACCCUGUCACAGAAUUCAUAGGUAAGAUGUUUGUUCCCUCCUCACUCCCUUAUGUACGCCCUUACAUUCUGAAGAUGUUUCUGGGAAGGGGAUUACAGUUAAUAGAAUAUAUUAUACAGGCACUAUUGUGUACAUUCUAGUUUCCCUUUCCUCCUAAAGACCCAUGUGGAGAGAUUUUCUGUUAAUCAGGGAUGGCUGGAUGGGACUUCCUUUGAAAGUCCUUCACUGGUGCUUCUAGAGAGGCUGCUGCAUGGCAGAGCAAGUCCCUUCCUAUUGCCUCUAUAGCACACUCACGCCUGAGAACAAAAAGGGUCAAUCUGUUCCCUAGACUUUAACCUACUGAGUUGUCACAAACCAAUUAUAUAAUGUAGACAUUGCACAUGAAAGCAGUUAUAACUAAAACAACAUGCUGAACAAUUUUUUUAAAUCUUUUUUUCAAGCUCAUUGCAAAUCUAACUUCAUUAUGGUGAACUAAGGAAGCGAUAAAACAAGAAUGCAGAGCACCAUGAAUACUGAGGUUAUGGACAAUCAUUUCCUUGCUAUGCCCACCACCAGUAGGGUUCUCUAGUUGGAUUACACAGUGGCAGCCAACAAGGAAGAAGCGUAGAGAUGCUUGCUGAUUCAUAUUGCACAGUAACUUUGAACUUUGUUCUGGAGGUCUUCUAUUGCAUCUUUGGGAAAGGGUCAAUCCACACAUGGAUUAAUACUUCAGGACAUUUUUAUUACAAAAAUCAGUUUGCCAGCCUAAGAACAGCAUGAGAAAUACAGUCAUAUUUCAAGGAAUGUUUUUUGUUACUUUCACAGCUUGUAGAAGUUUCUUCUACUGAUCUCACACACACACACACUUUUCUAGUGACUGUAGGCUUUGAUCUUGUGAUUUGAUGAGCACACAGUCCUGUGCUGCGGAGAACCCAGGAUGAUUUUUCUUGUCAUUCCGUUCCACAGGUGAGUGUUCUGAAUAUUCUACAAAAUUACCUUCUGAAAAACUAGGUGUGUUGUGGAACACAAACUGAGUUGUAAUAAUCAAGGCUCGUUCUGUACUGAGAGACAAAUCCUGUGUGCAAGCAGCCUUGUUCAGAAUUCUAUCUUUUUUUUUUAAUAGAUGUGUUAAACAUUACUGGUAAGUUUCAUUACCAUGUCACAGUUGGUACUGUAGCUAAAUUAUCUGAAUAUUUCUAAAC
Chelonoidis abingdonii (Abingdon island giant tortoise) is the source of this 2935-nucleotide messenger RNA. The record is from RefSeq and is a predicted model, not a curated record. Lineage: Eukaryota; Metazoa; Chordata; Testudines; Testudinidae.